Iphiclides podalirius (scarce swallowtail) is the source of this 2049-nucleotide messenger RNA. NCBI's taxonomy places the organism in Eukaryota, Metazoa, Arthropoda, Insecta, Lepidoptera, Papilionidae. The record is from the annotation of a GenBank genome assembly.
AUGUCGGAUAACUCACAGGAUAUAAUAAAAGAAGCUGCAGCGGCAGCCGCUGUAACUGGAUCGCUAUUUAGCACAUUUGAUGUAAUCAUGCUUGUUCUUUUGCUGGGAGCAGCUGUUUGGUGGCUAUACAGUUCCAGAAAGGGAAAUAAAAAGGAUGAAAUUCUACUAAGCAAAUAUUCGAUACAGCCCGCUGGUUCCAUACAAAUAACAGAAAACUCAUUCAUUAAAAAACUGCAAUCUUCUGGAAGGAGUCUUGUAGUAUUCUAUGGGUCCCAAACGGGAACUGGAGAGGAAUUUGCUGGCCGCCUUGCUAAGGAAGGCAUUCGGUACAAAAUGAAGGGAAUGGUUGCCGAUCCCGAAGAAUGUGAUAUGGAAGAACUUAUGAAAUUACAAGACAUCCCAAACUCCUUAGCUGUGUUCUGUAUGGCUACAUAUGGAGAAGGAGACCCAACUGACAAUGCUAUGGAGUUCUACGAAUGGUUAAAAAAUGGUGAACCAGAUCUUACUGGUUUAAAUUAUGCGGUGUUUGGUUUAGGGAAUAAAACAUAUGAGCAUUACAAUGCAGUGGCCAUUUAUUUAGAUAAGAGACUUGAAGAACUUGGCGCUACUCGUGUAUUCGAACUUGGAUUGGGGGAUGAUGAUGCCAACAUUGAAGAUGAUUUUAUUACAUGGAAAGACAAAUUUUGGCCAGCUGUUUGUGAAAAGUUUAAUAUUGAGAACACAGGAGAAGAAGAACUUAUAAGACAGUUUCAUCUUGUUACUCAUAAGACUGAUGAAGUUGCCCCUAACCAAAUAUUUACUGGGGAAAUUGCUAGACUGCAUUCAUUACAAGUUCAGAAGCCGCCUUAUGAUGCUAAAAAUCCUUUCCUAGCUGAAAUUAAAGUUAAUAAGGAAUUGCACAAAGGUGGCGGCAGGUCAUGCCUACAUGUAGAACUUGACAUAACAGAUUCAAAGAUGCGAUAUGAAGCUGGGGACCAUGUUGCUAUUUAUCCAAUUAACAGCAGUGAAUUAGUGGAACGUCUUGGAGAACUGACUGGCGCUAAUUUGGAUGAAAUAUUCUCUCUUAUAAAUACUGAUCAAGAAAGUAGUAAAAAGCAUCCCUUCCCAUGCCCAACAUCAUACCGUACAGCACUUUCGCAUUAUUUGGAGAUAACUGCUCUACCUCGUACACACAUUCUCCGAGAACUUGCAGAGUACUGUUCUGAUGAAGAGGAUAAGAAGAAACUCUUACUAAUGGCAACAAAUUCCCAGGAGGGCAAAGCACUUUACCAGACUUUCAUUGUUGAUGCCUGCAGAAAUAUUGUGCAUAUUUUAGAGGACCUUAAGUCCUGUAAACCACCUAUUGAUCAUAUUUGUGAAUUAUUACCACGUCUUCAGCCCAGAUAUUACUCCAUUUCAUCAAGUCCUAAGCUUCAUCCAGAGACAGUUCACAUCACUGCUGUGGUAGUUGAAUACAAAACGCCAACUGGUCGCACGAACAAAGGUGUAGCGACCACAUGGCUGGCGAAACAUAAGCCCGAAGCUGGCAAACCUCUGCCGCGCGUGCCUGUCUUUAUUAGAAAAUCUCAAUUCAGAUUGCCAUUGCAAACUCAGACUCCAAUUGUGAUGGUAGGUCCAGGAACAGGCUUAGCGCCUUUCCGUGGCUUCUUGCAAGAAAGAGCUCACGCUCGUGUUAAUGGAAAAGACGUUGGACCCAACAUUUUGUACUUUGGAUGUAGACACCGUGAUCAAGAUUAUAUUUAUCAAGAAGAAUUGGAAGAAUAUGAAAGGAACGGCGAUGUUAAGCUCAACGUAGCAUUUUCCCGAGAUCAAGCCCAAAAAGUUUAUGUGACUCAUCUUCUUGAAAAAAAUAUGGAUGAACUUUGGGAUAUUAUAGGCAAUCGGAAUGGACAUUUCUACAUCUGCGGUGAUGCUAAGAAUAUGGCUGUGGAUGUUCGUAAUAUUGUAUUGAAAGCUGUACAAGAGAAAGGAGGUCGUACAGAAUCAGAGGCUGUGCAAUUUCUGAAGAAACUUGAAUCCAUGAAGAAAUAUUCUGCAGAUGUAUGGAGU